Messenger RNA from Diprion similis, 1405 nucleotides. It is a transcript of the gene otp, whose product is annotated as homeobox protein orthopedia-like. Lineage: Eukaryota; Metazoa; Arthropoda; Insecta; Hymenoptera; Diprionidae. The coding region runs from base 395 to 1297 and encodes 300 amino acids. Gene Ontology annotation, biological process: neuron differentiation; regulation of DNA-templated transcription. The record is from RefSeq and is a predicted model, not a curated record. Gene Ontology annotation, molecular function: DNA-binding transcription factor activity, RNA polymerase II-specific; DNA binding. The transcript has 5 exons.
AGGUCGGAAACUCGCGAUUUAAUAUCCCGCCCACAACCUGGGGAUCGUCUACGUGGGGGAUAAGAGGCGGGGGCGAAUGGUCGUCUUGGUGGGAGUCGGAGGGCCGAUAUGGCAGUCGACGGGCAGUCCGCUGUCUGCCUUUCAAAGGCUCGGGCCGGUUAUCGAUGAGAGUGUAUCGUCAGGGCGCAAUAAAUCGACGACGACGACGACGACGAGAGUUUAUCUGAGUAAAUUAUUGCGUCAAAAGUCCGAGCCCCAUACCAUAAAAUACAACCGAUAAAAGUCGCGCGGUGUCCCUUAACGGGGAUCAAAUAUCAUUCUGACGUUCGUUAAAGGAAACAGUGUUACAAUUGAAGAUACCUCGACCAGGAUUGAGUUUCGCUCCUGGGAAGGCAUGCUCAACAACAUCUCCACCGGCGGCUCCAUACACGGAAUCCCCGGAAACUCGGGGUCGAUCGGUCAAGGUGACGACAAACCGGCGAAGCAGAAACGGCAUCGGACGAGGUUCACACCGGCGCAGCUCAACGAGCUGGAAAGGUGUUUCAGCAAAACUCACUACCCCGACAUAUUCAUGCGGGAAGAAAUCGCAAUGAGAAUCGGCCUGACGGAAAGCCGCGUUCAAGUAUGGUUUCAAAACCGUCGGGCAAAAUGGAAGAAACGAAAGAAAACCACGAACGUCUUCAGGUCACCAGGAUCGUUGCUGCCGUCCCACGGACUGCCGCCAUUCGGGGCGAUGAGUUCUGCCGAACUCUGCGGGGCCACCGGGAUGUUCCACGCACCUACGGAUCGAUGGGGAAUGGGCCCGGGACUCGGGCAGCUGGGUCAAAGCGGGAUGGGGAUGGGCGGUUUUGGCCAAAGUCUGGGUCAGCUAGGCCAACAAGGCGGCGGUGGUCUGGGCACGUCGCUCGGUCUGGGCAACGCUGGUCUCCCAAUAAGCAGUCCGUCGCAAACGGUCUACCAGGCUAGCUACGGUCUAAACUCCCUUGGGGGUGUUCACGUCUCGGCGUCCCGAGGUUCCCCACCUGGGAGUUCGUCGGUCGGCGGUGGUCAACCGGGCAGCUUGGGUCCCGGUUUAAACUGCGGUCAGGGUUCCCCGGGGGCAGCUUCCGGCGGUGGAGUAUCCUGCGUCGGUACGGACGGAAGCGGCGAGGCAACCGACUGGCGGGGCGCUCAUAGCAUCGCGGCGUUGCGACGCCGGGCGUCGGACGCCUCCCAGCAGCAGUACAGCCCCCAGCCUCCACCCCCGGGACCCCCUCAGUACACCGGCCACGAUCUCGAGUACAGUUCAGUAUACUAAGGGCGGAUCUCCCGCCCCCAUAUGGCCCAGGAUUUUUACUCGCUUGCUGCUCUCGUUUAUACUUCCUCGAAUUAUUUUUACCCCUUUUGAAUUGACAUUUUGACUUUG